Salvia miltiorrhiza (redroot sage) is the source of this 388-nucleotide messenger RNA. RefSeq names its product aminotransferase ALD1 homolog. Gene Ontology annotation, biological process: systemic acquired resistance, salicylic acid mediated signaling pathway; L-pipecolic acid biosynthetic process. The coding region runs from base 121 to 363 and encodes 80 amino acids. Gene Ontology annotation, molecular function: L-lysine:pyruvate alpha-transaminase activity. The record is from RefSeq and is a predicted model, not a curated record. The transcript is spliced from 4 exons. Gene Ontology annotation, cellular component: chloroplast. Lineage: Eukaryota; Viridiplantae; Streptophyta; Magnoliopsida; Lamiales; Lamiaceae.
UAUUUGUACGAGUAUAAAUAUCCCUUGCUCCUCUAGCUCAAUGUGCUUAUUUGUAUUUGUCUGUACUCUACUUUGACAUUACAUCCUAGAGUGCGGAUAUAAUCUAAGUUAGAAGAAAACAUGUAUACGAGUUUAGCUUUCAGUUUCAUGCCUUGCAAAACUAUUUUAUCUCCUAGAGCUAGCAUCACAACACAAGAUAUUGAAAAUGCCACAGUUUAUCGUACAAAAGUUUCUCGUAAUCCAACAUUGGAGAAGCUUCAGUAUAACUAUCUAUUCCCUGAGAUAUCGGAGAGAGAAGCUCAACAUGCUAAAAAGUAUCCUAAUGCAAAAAUCAUCAGCCUUCGGGAUUGGCGACACUACUGAGCCAUUACCAGAUGUUGUAGCUUCG